Messenger RNA from Aspergillus mulundensis, 1419 nucleotides. RefSeq lists its product as uncharacterized. Gene Ontology annotation, molecular function: transmembrane transporter activity. Gene Ontology annotation, biological process: transmembrane transport. The transcript is spliced from 3 exons. NCBI's taxonomy places the organism in Eukaryota, Fungi, Ascomycota, Eurotiomycetes, Eurotiales, Aspergillaceae. Gene Ontology annotation, cellular component: fungal-type vacuole membrane. The record is from RefSeq and is a predicted model, not a curated record. The coding region runs from base 1 to 1419 and encodes 472 amino acids.
AUGGCCACGACCGAAAAUCUUUCGCUUCAGCAGUCACAAGUAUUAGAUCCCGCGGACGCUGAUUCGAGACCACGCGAAUCGAGAACAACCAAGCUCUGCGUGCUCGUCGGGUCUGGCAUCCUCCAGUUACCGAUAUGGGGCUUCGGAAUGAGCUACGGCGUGUUCCAAGAGUACUACUCCAACAACUGGACAUUCGCCGGCGACCGCAGCAUCACUGGCGUGAUCGGCACCACAGCCAACGGCGUCAUGUACCUCUCCAUGCCCUUUCUGUUCGCGCUAUUUACCAGGCGCUGGGCGCAUCGCCGCCGCCUCGCUGCCCUCUGUGGGACAGCCAUGGCAUGCGCGAGCUUCCUGCUCUCGUCGUACAGCAGGACGAUCACGCACUUGCUCGCGACGCAGGGUGUCACGUCGGCGCUGGGCUGCGCGUUGAUCUAUAGCACCACCACCCUCUCGCUGGGCGAAUGGUACAGUACCAGUGGGAGCAACCGAGCGAUCGCGUAUGGGAUCGUUCUGUCAUGCAAGAACAUUGUCGGGACCGCGUGCCCGUUUCUUAUUCGCGCGCUGAUAGACGCCUAUGGCUAUCAGAGGACUGUCCAGGCCUGGGCGGCGAUUGUCGGCGGCACAAGCCUUCUAGGUAUCCUUAUGACCCCUACGCAUCCGUCAACGGCAUCGGUCCAUCGAACCCGCGCCCGCAAGAUCCCAUGGCACUUCCUCCGUCACAGGUCAAUCUACUUCUACAGCAGCGCGAUUAUCUUCCAGAGCUCUGGGUACGGAAUCCCGCAGACGUACCUGGGUAGCUAUGCGAAGGACAUCGCGCUCCUGUCUGGCGCAUCGGGGACGUUACUGCUGGCCGUUUUUAAUACCCCGGGCAUUGUUAGUUCGAUCUUCUUCGGCUGGUUGAGCGACAACCAGCGCUUCAGAUUGAACACCCAGACCGUGGCUGCCAUCCCGCCCAUUGCCAGUGCCAUUGCCACAUUGCUCUUCUGGGGCUUGACGACCCCGGGCAAUAUCGGGCUCCUCGUGGUCUUCUCCAUUACUUUUGGCUUUUUCUCGGGCGGGUACAGUGCGACGUGGGGCGGGAUGCUGAAGCAGAUGGAGCGCGAGUCUGCAGAGCGGAACGAGGCGAUUGACUCGGGCAUGCUCUACGGGCUCCUGAAUGGGGUGCGAGGUAUAGGAUAUGCGAGCGGUGGGUUUGCAAGUGUUGGGUUGUUGAAGGCUGGAGUUGUACCGGCUAGCUCGCGGUUUGGCUAUGGGACCGUGUACGGACCGCUUAUCCUGUUUACGGCGCUUUCUUCGGUUCUUGGAGGAUGGGUCGUUCUGUGGAGGUGGGACUUGAGGAGACUGUUGCUCUCGGUGACGCAGAUUGCGGAGAUUUAUCAAGCAGUGGAUACCAGACUCGUGUCUCUUACGGAGGACUAA